This is a messenger RNA of Dicentrarchus labrax (European seabass), 4861 nucleotides long. It is a transcript of the gene oxsr1b, whose product is annotated as oxidative stress responsive kinase 1b. Gene Ontology annotation, molecular function: ATP binding; protein serine/threonine kinase activity. NCBI's taxonomy places the organism in Eukaryota, Metazoa, Chordata, Actinopteri, Moronidae. Gene Ontology annotation, biological process: protein phosphorylation. The transcript has 18 exons. The record is from RefSeq and is a predicted model, not a curated record. Bases 1 to 1755 code for a protein of 584 amino acids.
AUGACAGGAGUGCUGCAGGAUUCGCAAAGAAGGGGAAGUGUCGCCCUCGUUGCUCCUGUUUGGAUUACUUUGACUUCUUUUUCCGCACAGUCUUUGGAUUCAGCGCCUUCCCCCACAGAUAGCACGGCCCCAGCAGACUCCUCAGCCAUGUCGGAGGACCUGAGCUCCCAACCCUGGUCCAUCAACAAAGAUGAUUAUGAGCUACACGAGGUGAUUGGGAGUGGGGCCACAGCGGUGGUUCAAGCAGCCUACUGUAUACCACGGAAGGAGAAGGUGGCCAUCAAACGCAUCAACCUAGAGAAGUGCCAGACUAGUAUGGAUGAACUCCUGAAAGAAAUUCAGGCUAUGAGCCAGUGCCACCACCCCAAUAUUGUGUCUUACUACACCUCCUUUGUGGUAAAGGAUGAGCUGUGGCUGGUCAUGAAGCUUCUCAGUGGAGGCUCCGUGCUGGACGUGAUCAAGCAUAUCAUCUCACGAGGCGAGCACAAGACAGGCGUCCUGGACGAGGCAAGCAUAGCCACCGUGUUGAAAGAUGUGCUUGAGGGCCUGGAGUACCUACACCGGAACGGACAGAUCCACAGAGAUCUUAAGGCUGGAAACAUUCUCCUCGGGGACGAUGGCUCAGUGCAAAUUGCAGACUUUGGCGUCAGUGCCUUUCUAGCCACAGGUGGUGACAUCACCCGAAAUAAAGUGCGCAAGACAUUUGUGGGAACGCCAUGCUGGAUGGCCCCAGAGGUCAUGGAGCAGGUGAGGGGUUAUGAUUUCAAAGCAGAUAUUUGGAGUUUUGGGAUCACAGCCAUUGAGCUCGCCACAGGGGCUGCACCUUAUCACAAAUACCCACCAAUGAAGGUCUUGAUGCUGACGUUGCAGAAUGACCCCCCUUCCCUGGAGACUGGCAUCACAGACAAGGAGAUGGUAAAGAAAUAUGGCAAAUCCUUCAGGAAGAUGGUCUCCAUGUGUCUACAGAAGGACCCAGAGAAAAGGCCAACAUCCUCAGAGUUGUUGAAGCAUAAAUUCUUUCAGAAAGCAAAGACCCAUGAGUAUUUACAUGAGAAGUUACUUCAGAGGGCGCCCACAAUAACAGAGAGGUCAAAAAGGGUACGUAGAGUGCCAGGUUCCAGUGGUCGGCUGCAUAAAACGGAGGAUGGCGAAUGGGAAUGGAGUGACGAUGAGUUGGAUGAAGAAAGUGAAGAGGGCAAAGCAGCUGUUGCUGCCUUAAGGUCACCAAGAGUGAAGGAGGGAUCACAGAAUUCAGAGGUUUUCCAGACUCCUGAGCCUUUAAGUACUCAACCCCAGCCAGUGGCCGCAGGUCAGGCAGAACUACCUCAGGCUGUAGGCCAGGUUCCACUGCAGCCCACACCAGUCAACACUCAAUCCACUGCCCAGGCUGCAUCUCCCACACCCGGUGUACCCGCCACUGCUGCUGUUCCCACACAGACCCUAGCUGUCUCAGGGGAUGUCAAGGCCCCCAUUAGUUUGGUAUUAAGGUUAAGAAAUUCAAAGAAGGAGCUAAAUGACAUCCGCUUUGAGUUUAUGCCAGGGAGAGACACAGCAGAUGGUGUGUCCCAGGAGCUAGUGUCUGCAGGCCUGGUGGACGGGAGGGACUUAGUAAUAGUUGCUGCAAAUUUGCAGAAAAUAGUUGAUGAGCCUCAAGCCAAUAAAAAUGUCACUUUCAAACUGGCUUCUGGAACUGAGGGAUCUGAAAUACCAGACGAUGUCAAAUUGAUGGGCUUUGCUCAGCUCAGCAUUAGUUAAACUGUUGUUCUACAUGGGACCGUGACUUGCCUAAAAAAUGUGAAAAUUAAAAAAGAAAAAAAAAAUAGUUUAAUGCAUUUUUUUUCUUUCUAUGGCUGUAAAGAAAACCACUACUGCCAAAGAAAACAGUACCGUUUUGUCACCCAUAGGAUUAUACAAUGCCGCCUGAUUGAAUUGGGUGGCUGAAGUAUCAGAGCGUACAAUAUAAGAAUCACUCAAACAAGUUUACAGCGUACAUGUAGAAGGAUGCAAGUAUCUACAACAAACAGUUUUCAUUUCCCACUCUGGUCUCCCUCAUUCUGUUACUUUCUUCUCUCUAAUAUGUGAUGCAUUUGCACAAUCUGAACUAAUGCCCUUGAAUCCUGAUAAGUGUAACAAUGCCUUAUAUUCAUCUGAACUACUGAAUGCACGUUUUGGGGAAGGCCUCAGUUACCAUAUGGAGCAUUAUGUUGUCUGAAAUGUACAAAUGUGGUUUCAGUUGCUCGUGUCAAACUUUUUACUUCAUUUUGAGAGGAGGUAAGAUGCAGCUUACCAAGCCAACUAGACUUCAAAUUCUACACACAAUUCUGUACUCAACCGAUGAGUGCCGACGUGAUGUGGCACAACAAAUGUAAUGUGAAACAAGAGGAAGAUGUGACCACUACCAACAGUAACAAUCUUUAAAUGAUAAGGCUAGUUUUAUUAAAUCUUUUUCUAAUCAUCAUCAAAUGUCAUGAAAAGAAGAAAAGAUGUGUUAGUCUGUUUCUUAGUACUUUCUGACUCCACUGCACUGUCUGUGGCACUCAACCUCAAGCUCAUUCAAAUCUUCAAAAAGGGCUCACAAAUAUAGUUAAAUUUUUUUUUAAAGUCAAAGUUAUUUCCUGAAACAGCUGGACACAAAUGUUACUCAGAAUUAUUCUGAAUUCCAUUAGAAUUAAAUGGUGUAUUCAUUUGGAACUAUUUUCACCUGCGGAUUAAUGGACAUUUGGUGCCCUAGUGACAAUUUACAGCAAAAACAUGUCACCACCAUAGUACAACGGUGUGGCUCAUCAAUGAGUUUUUAAUAGUUUUUUGGGGCAAGAAUGGAGCUCUAUGGCACAAAGAAAUCAAUUAUGUUAGUCUUUGGAUGCACAGAAAAUAUUUCAUGGGAUUUGUUGACAAUAAGAAGCUUAAUGAUUGUUAGUCUUAUCAUUUUAAGUACCGCUACACCCAACACCAUCAGAAAGGAAAGUCUCUUUAUGAACUGAAACUGGUUUUAAAUGAUUACACAUCUAUAGAUUGUCCAGUACUUCGGCUGAUUAUAAACUUCAACACAUUUAUCUAAUUGCAAAACCUAAAUGGUUACGGAAAAAGGAGUGCAACAUAAUAUUGACUACAGAAAUUCCACAAAGAAAACCAGAUUUUCCUCCACUCAUUUCAUACACAACACUGGUCUUUUUGUACAUUUGAUUAUAGAUUUAAAUUGUAGUAAAGUAAAAGAGUUUUACAACAGCUGAAACCACAAGUGUUGUAUGAACAGAUGUGUCUGUUUGUAUUAGUAUGUGUCUGUUUGGAAUCAGUUUCUCAAAUUCUUCUUCUUCUUCUUCAAAAAAAAGACUUAAGUGCAUUUUUGUUUAUGUGGAUGUAACAUAAGUACUUGAUUUAACCUCUAGUAUGUAAAUAAUGACAUUUGGCUUUGAUUUGUUUUUAUACUGGGUGUUUCACUCUUGGCCUUUUUUCUGUCCUAUGACACAAUUGUGGGUUGUAGCGUUGUGUGAAGGAAGACGACGACACUGCAAAUUUAGCUUUGAAUUCUCUCAUUUUGCAGGACAUACUGUCACUUACUGUAUGUCACGUAUGACGCUCAUUUACCUUUACUCAUGAAGCUUUUCAUUUUUUGCCUUUGAAAAGUUUGAAUAUAUUUUACCGUGGGGCCACAGCUGUCCUGAUGAACCGCUCAAUACCUGUCCACCUUAAAUUUCCCUCCAAUUUUGAGCCGAGCAGCAGCAAAUCUGUCUCCAACUCUUAAUGAUACCAAGUGGAGCCUGUUUACAGUACUUUAACCCACAUCUGAAGUCAUAAAGCUGCUUCAUCACUUGGCUAAAAUGAAGAUUUUACACCCUCCAGUUUGGAGAAAAGCUAAGCUAUGACUGUCGACAUUUUGAACCAUCAGAAAUGUGUUUUGGAUUUGGCAGAAAGAGGCUGUUAUCAGUACAGCUGCAACAUCCUUUCAAACACACUCUGGAUGUGUUAUAAUGAAUGUGUAUCUCACAGUUAUUGGCACCGAUGGCAGUGGCAGGUUCAUUUAACACUCUGCUCUAAUGUGUAGAUCUGAAACGCCAGCAAGGUUUUACUGUUUAAUUUGGUGAUGUGAUAAACCCUCCAGAUGCCAUAUUGAAUGAAAAUGAAUUUUUCUGGAUUAUUUUUUUUUUUGCUUGCAGAUAAAAUGUUAAGAAGAAAUCUUUGUAUUUUGACUUUAAACAUGUUAAAUUUUACGCUAGCCUUAAAUUGAAAAUGACCAAGUGUAUUUUCUUUUCCUUCUUUUUUUUUUUUUGACAUGAUGUCAAGGUUUAUGAUUCAGAUUUUCAGUGUCUUUGAAAUGUAGUUCUUGUUACACGUGAAGAUACCCGAAAUAAAGAUAUACAGGUGUGUCGACCCUGUGUUCUCCUCGAAGGGGAGCGACAAAGUCAGCAACCCAAUGUUACUCUUAAGUUUCUAAACUGCAGUAUUUGGUGCCAUUCUCCUGGUUUAAUCUGCAGCUGACAGCAGAUUAGGACAGGAUAAGUGUGUAUGAGCCCUGAGAAGUGUGUGUGUGUGUGUGUCUGUGAGUGUGUGUUGUGUAUGAGCCCUCCUUCUUAACGGAGUUGAAGAUCUAAUGGCUUUGUUCUCAUCCUUUCUCCAACAGUCGCUUCUGUCCUGCUCUCCCAUGUAGUCUAACAGAGCUGUAGCAACUGAACAGAUGAUCAACAAAAACACUUUUGUCCAGGCAAUAACUCAACAAGGCUGUAAUGUAUUUGAAUUUCCCACCUGUUUUCAGUUUUUUUUUUUUUUUUUCAUUCUUUCAUUUGCUCUAUUUUUGAUCGUUUUGGAGUUCAAAGCAUGUUUCUCUUGAUUAUUUUUAAUCAAUAAAGAAUGAGCAUAUCAGCCA